AUGAUAACGUCUUCUCGAGUAAUGCUGCCCAUCCUCUUUCGUUUGCGGUUUAGAAACAUAAAAGGUAUACUACAGAGUAGAUGUUACUCAAAUAUCCCAUUUGAAAGCGAUUUGACCGGGGUUGACCUUGAAGAUUUUGGAUUGCAGGACUUUCAGUCCUAUACGACACCUGUUGAAGAGAAACGUGAUAAGAUCCAUAAAUUAACUUUGCUGGACCCUGAAUCGGUAUCUGCUAAAACUCAAACUAGAAAACUCGAGGAAGUAGUGCAUCAGAAGAAGCCUUUGGUCUUAAUAUCAAAACUCAAAAACCCAUACAUCAAUCUUGCUAUUGAAGAUUAUGUAUAUAGUCGGAUGCCUUUACCUGAGAAUCGUGAUGAAAAUUUUAAUCGUUUACUUUUUUAUAUAAAUUCCCCCUGUGUUGUGAUAGGAAGAAACCAGAACCCUUGGAAGGAAGUGAAUUUGCCUUUGCUCCAUUCGUUGCACAUACCGUUGGUCAGACGAAGAUCUGGUGGAGGGACAGUGGUCCAUGACCUUGGAAAUAUUAAUUUCAGCUUUAUGACAUCGAGGGAGAAAUUUGAUAGACAGAAUUUUGCGGGACUAGUGGCUCGUGCUGUGAACAAAGUCCCUGAGGCUGAUUACAAACUCCAAGUUAAUGCAAAAGGAGAUAUAGAGACUGAAAGACAAUCUAAUGCUCUCAAUUAUAAGGUAAGUGGAUCUGCUUACAAAAUUGCCAAAGGCAAAUCUUAUCAUCAUGGAACUAUGCUUUUGAAUCUGAAACUAGAUAUAUUGGGGAAGUUACUUUCGAGAGACGAGAAAAAGGUAGGAUUUGUUGAUUCGAUGUCAUCGGUCGCUUCAAUCCCAUCACCAGUGAAGAAUGUAGGAAUUUCUAGCGACAGAUUCAUUCAAGUGGUAACUGAAGAGUUUAAGAAAGUAUACGGUGAGACUAUGGAUGUACCUGAGCCUCCAAUUUCACAAGAGAAAGAAUUUCUUGAUCAAGAGGCGCUUUUUGGAUUUAGCGAAUUCAUAAACGCAAAUUCGAUUGAGGAAAGUCUGACAACUUUUAUAAUCGAUGAACUGGUACAAUUACCUUCAGAGGUGCAGAACAUCUCAAGUGAAUUGAGGGACUGGGACUAUAGAUACGCAUAUACGCCAAAAUUCACUCAUGAAUUCAUUAAUCACGAGUUAGGAUUCAAAAUAAAAUUCUUUGUGGGCAAGAAGGCAGUGGUCGAGAAGUUUGAGAUAGAAUUUUUUGAUGAUGUUGAGAGAAGCAUACCCAUGCAAAAAAUUAAGGAUAGCUUUGAAUUUUUAGAAUCUACGGUUCAAAGUGGUAACCUUAAGUAUCAGGGAAGUGACGUGGCAGGAUUUAUAACCAACGAUAUAAUAAGUGAUUGGCUAGGUAAUUCUAUUGAUGGAACUUCUUAA
Priceomyces carsonii is the source of this 1422-nucleotide messenger RNA. RefSeq names its product putative lipoate--protein ligase. Gene Ontology annotation, molecular function: lipoyltransferase activity. NCBI's taxonomy places the organism in Eukaryota, Fungi, Ascomycota, Pichiomycetes, Serinales, Debaryomycetaceae. The record is from RefSeq and is a predicted model, not a curated record. Gene Ontology annotation, cellular component: cytoplasm; mitochondrion. Bases 1 to 1422 code for a protein of 473 amino acids. The transcript has a single exon. Gene Ontology annotation, biological process: protein lipoylation.